Messenger RNA from Alosa alosa (allis shad), 1092 nucleotides. RefSeq names its product mitochondrial ribosomal protein L4 (gene mrpl4). The record is from RefSeq and is a predicted model, not a curated record. The transcript is spliced from 9 exons. Gene Ontology annotation, cellular component: ribosome. Bases 135 to 1040 code for a protein of 301 amino acids. Gene Ontology annotation, molecular function: structural constituent of ribosome. Gene Ontology annotation, biological process: translation. NCBI's taxonomy places the organism in Eukaryota, Metazoa, Chordata, Actinopteri, Clupeiformes, Clupeidae.
CUGGUUCAUUCUACGUAAUGUUCAAGCGACAGUCUACGACCUUCUGAAACAGAAAUGAAAAUGUGAUGCUAUGUCGUUGUUUGGUUAGACUCUGGGGAAAAUAUAUCGGGAAUUAAUAUAUAAAGUAAUCAAUCAUGUUACGCGUAACUCUUGGAAAAUGUGUCAGAAACGUAGGCCAUCGGUUUAUGUCAUCGGUUGGAACGGAAAGUGCACUGCCAUCCAAUCUACGAAUCCCUUCAAAUCUCGUUGACGUUCCCCGCGCCAAACGUGCACUGCCGCUAAACGAGGACCUCCCUGUGUUGCACAGGUGUGCAGAGGACAUUCCUGCACACCUCGCCUCCAAACAAACUUGGGUGGAGUCAUUAGCAAGUCGUGAUUUUAAACCUUUAGGUCUUGUGGACCUCCACCCAGACGUGUUUGCUGUUCAGGCCAGGAUCGACAUCCUCCACGAAGUUGAGAUCUGGCAAAAAAACUUCAAAAGAGUUAGCCAUGCCAAAACCAAGGUUAGAAGUGAGGUUCGUGGUGGAGGUCGGAAACCAUGGAACCAAAAGGGUAGUGGGCGCGCUCGUCACGGCAGCAUCAGAUCACCUAUCUGGAGAGGAGGUGGUGUAAUACACGGACCAAGGGGACCCACAAGCUACUACUACAUGUUGCCCAUGAAAGUCCGUGUGCAAGGACUAAAAAUCGCUCUCAGCUCUAAAUUCACACAGGAUUACCUCAGAGUUGUUGACAGUCUAGAGAUUCCGACUCCUGACUCUCAAUACAUCAUGGAUCUCGUAGCACACAGACACUGGGGCGAUUCUGUCUUAAUUGUAGACGUAGGUGAGGAAUUGCCAGAGAACAUCUUGCAGGCUACAUCAAACCUCAAAAAGAUCAAUAUCAUUCCAGCAAUAGGUCUAAAUGUUCAUAGCAUGCUGAAACAUGAAACCUUGGUCCUCACUCUGGAAGCGGUGAAGUUUUUAGAAAAGAAGCUCCUUUGGCAUGACACACGUUACUCACCAAUAUAUCCCUUCAAACUCCCUUACUCAGACCUGCCAUAAAUGUCAAUAAGGUUGCAAUAAGGUUUAAUUAAAAGUGUUUAUUUAAUAAAAA